CAAUUUCACAGCGUGAUGCGCUUUUACUUUGAAGAUCGUGUUGGAGGCAACGUCGCCACGAAGUGCCUCCGUGUUUGCAGCAACUCUUCCACUCGGGAGGUUAUUGAAACUCUUUCAGAGAAAUUCAGGCCUGACAUGAAAAUGCUGACCACUUGUUACUCUCUGUAUGAGAUCCACACCAAUAAAGAACGUAAAUUGGAUCUGGAUGAGAGACCUUUGGUGGUGCAAUUAAACUGGAACUCCAACAACAGAGAAGGACGUUUUGUGCUCAAGAAAGACGAGGAGAGUUUGAAGGAAAACUGCCACGAGAAGGAAAAGGGAGGCGUGAUUGAAAACUUCAAGAGGACACUGUCAAGAAAGGAAAAGAAGAAAGAGAAGAAUAAAAUUAAAGCCACUGAUGAUGCUCUAGGAGAUGAAAACGGGUCAACUGAAAAGCCGCCGAACAACAGCAGCGUUUCUGUGUCUAACCCUGAGAUGACAAAGCAGCACACAGGAAACAAAAAGCUACAACAGAGCCAGGCUGACCUCGGAAGUCUUCAUCCUGACUUUCUAGAUCAACCUGGAUUACCACUUGGGAUUAAACUCUGUGAUAACUCGGAGGAAGCCUUCCUGUCUGCAGUCAUCAAUUACACCAACAGCUCCACAGUUCAUUUUAAGCUCUCACCUGCGUACAUCCUCUAUGCAGUGGGGCGUUGGCGCUUCGCUCUGCAAGGGUGGGGCUCCCCACCGUCAGGAAAGACACACGGUGUAACCUCGAUUGCGGACAAAAUGGUGGCCAUGACAGGAAAGGUCAUCCAGAGGCAGCAGGCCAUCGCCGGUGCUCUUGCCUUCUGGAUGGCCAACGCCUCCGAGCUGCUAAACUUCCUCAAGCAAGACAAAGACCUGAACCCGCUCACCCAGCAAAGUCAGAUGGAUCUGUCCCACCUGGUGCAUAAAGCUUACAGUUACCUGAUACAGUGUCUGCAGAACGAGCUGAGAAAGCAUCUGCCAAUUUUUAUGAUUGAUCCAGAGCAACAUGGUCCACUGCCGGCGGGUAUAGAAUUGGUGCUGAACACCUUGAUGAACGCCAUGUCUCUGUUACGUCGCUGUCGGGUCAACCCUGCCCUCACCAUCCAGCUCUUCUCCCAGCUCUUCCACUUCAUCAGCGCCUGGCUCUUCAACCAGCUCAUGAGCCCCGAGGCCGACACUCUGGGCCUGCGCUCUCACUACUGGGGGGCCGCUCUCCGACAGAGGUUGACUGCCAUCGAGGCCUGGGCAGAGAGGCAGGGCCUGGAGCUGGCUGCCGACUGUCACCUGGGACACAUUAUCCAGGCAACCAUGCUGCUGACCAUGAAAAAGUACUCAAUGCAGGAUGCGAAGAAAAUCCAGAGUACCUGUUUCAAGUUGAAUUCGCUGCAGCUGCAGACGUUGCUGGCCGGCUACCUCUAUGCAAACAAUGAGCCUCACAUCCCCCCUGAUUUAAUCAAUGCCAUAGUGACAGCCGCGAACGCCUCUGCAGAUAACCUGAUUCGGAGCGAAGGACGGGACAUCCAGCUGCAGGAGAGCCUCGACCUCCACCUGCCCUUCCUGCUGCCGGAGGGAGGAUACUCCUGUGACACAGUGAGAGGGAUCCCCCCGGGGCUUAGAGAAUUUUUGGAGCCAAUUUACCGGAAAGGUCUCUGCUCUUUAACUUCCCAGCCAAACUCCAACGGGGACUGGACUGUGUAUUUUGAAGAACCGACGUCCUCUGCAGGGAGUACAUACGUGGCAGCUCAGAGAGAGCCGGAGAUUGUGACGAUCACACUGAAGAAACCUCUCAACAGUGGGAUGGGGGUCAGCAUUGUGGCUGCCAAGGGAGCAGGGCAAGAUUAUCUCGGGAUUUAUAUAAAAUCUAUUGUCAGGGGAGGACCAGCGGAAAUGAACGGCAGACUAACAGCUGGGGAUCAGCUGCUGAGUGUCGAUGGCCAAAGCCUGGUCGGCCUCAGCCAAGAAAGGGCCGCAGCUACCAUGAUGCAAACCGGCCCAAUUGUGACCUUACAGGUUGCAAAGUUUGGAGCGAGCUAUCACGGCCUCGGUGCUCUGCUGAAUGAACCAACUCCAGAGAGGACAGCAGGUGAUAAAAGCCAUGCAAAGCCAAACGGUGAAGCACUCAGGCUGCACAGCGCUCUGGAUCCUGGUCAUUCAGAGCAGCUGGAGAGUCUGCAUGGAAACAGCAGAAAGAAGAGAGAGCAGAUAAUGCAAAGGAACAGAGAGCUUUAUCGGUCCAACCCCAACAUGACCACACACUUUGCCCUGGAGGAUGAAGUUGAACCUAUUGACCCUGAUGUGAGAGGGAACAACAUUGCGGCUGUUUCCACUAUCAACCUUUGCACUGAUACAUUUCACAGGGAAUACUUGACUCUUCCGAACCCUAAAUCCCAGAACAAGAGCAUAUCUGAAUCCAGUCAACCACAGCAAAUGCUUAAAAUGUCUUUAAGGCCUUUAGAUGGACAGAACACCAGAGAUAAACAGACCUUUAUGCGUCAAGCCCUCUCACAGGAGAACUUGUGUGUGGACAAUGGAGGCCCCCUGCUGGACAAAAGGCAGAACAUGUGGCAGGACCAGAGUGCGAAGCAAACCAUGAGCCACUAUUCUUCUUUCCCAAUUCGCCCGAGCUUCUCCUCUCAUGACAUACUUUCUGAUAACAGCUCUUCUGCAAAACAACAGCAGGGAACUCGCACAAGUGGCGCCGGAGUCUGGAAAACACCCUUUUCACAGCAUGCAACACCUACACCCUCGAUCCAACCCAUACGCAUAGACAUCCCUGUGACCAGAGCAGUGAGUGCACAGUCCAAUCCUCCUCUCACCACCUUCCAGCACAGCUCCUCUCUGCUGGCAGUGAAAAAGAGGCAAAAACAGAGUCCUCAAUCCCAAGCGUAUGAUAUUUAUGCCUGUCCCAUUUCAGCAACUAAGAAACUACCUCAGCCUUCGCUUCUAUCACAGCAGCAACGACCCAGCACACACAGGGAUCAACCAGCAAAACCACAAGUGAGCAUCACUCCAACAAAACACGUCUCCUUCCAAGAACCUCCUACUCAACAGAAGCAGGGAGCAGCUCCUACGAGGCAAAAAGACCUCCAGGAGCUGUCUGACCCCUGGAGGAGGGAGGCCCAGGAGAAGCUGGAGAAGCAACAGAGGCUUCAGGUGGUGGAGCUCCUGGAGCAGGAGGUGCAGGAGCUUCAGGCUAAAGAGAAACGCACAGCGCAGGAGAACGACCGACUCCGUAAGCUCAGCCUGGAGUGGCAGUUUCAGAAGAGGCUUCAGGAGGUGCAGCAGAGAAGAGAGGAUGAAGAUGAGGAGGAAGAAGACGAGGAUUUGGACAUGAUGAUGAUGAUACAGCAGCUGGAGAAAAGAGUGCAGACUAAAAGAAGCUCUGAAGGCAAAGUGAACAGCGAAUUGAGCGAGCACACAGGAAGUCUUCCCUCCCAGAAGGAAGAAAAAGCAAACGCAGAAAGUACCGUAUUUCUGCUAAUAUCAAUGUUUAUUCACAGAAACCAGGAGGAGAAAAUCAAGAGAGCACCGGCCCCUGAAAAGCUCACAUUCAAGGAACGGCAGCGUCUCUUUUCCCUAGCGUCUAGUGCAUAA
Messenger RNA from Scomber japonicus (chub mackerel), 3603 nucleotides. Its product is annotated as afadin. The coding region runs from base 16 to 3603 and encodes 1195 amino acids. The transcript has 23 exons. Gene Ontology annotation, cellular component: adherens junction. The record is from RefSeq and is a predicted model, not a curated record. NCBI's taxonomy places the organism in Eukaryota, Metazoa, Chordata, Actinopteri, Scombriformes, Scombridae. Gene Ontology annotation, molecular function: cell adhesion molecule binding. Gene Ontology annotation, biological process: signal transduction; regulation of protein localization.